AUGCUAUCAAGCACAGUGCUCGCUUCGCGAGCUGCUUUCAAGUCUCACCUCGUGAAGGGAGCUCGACUGUCGCGUGCUCGUUAUCAUGACUUCGCUCAAAGCAAGUUCUUCAGGGUUUCAGAAGAGGUGCGAGAUGCAGUUGCUACUGGCAAACCGGUUGUAUCUCUCGAGACCACCAUCUAUACACAUGGCUUCCCAUAUCCCGAUAACAUUGCGCUAGCUGCAUUGUUGGAAUCUGUGGUCAGGGCUAAUGGCGGUGUUCCUGCAACUAUUGGCAUCGUCGGUGGUGUGGCCAAGGUUGGUCUCAAUGCAGAAGAAAUGAUCGAGCUGGCCUCGACGGCGGAAAAAAAGAGUGCUUUGAAAGUGUCUCGUAGAGAUCUGGGCUAUAUAUGUGGAUUAGGUCUGGCUGGCAAGAAAAUGCACGGCGGUACUACCAUCUCUGGCACUAUGAUUCUCUCAGAGCUGGCUGGUAUCAAAAUCUUUGGUACCGGUGGACUAGGUGGCGUGCAUCGUGGAGCAGAGAACUCCAUGGACAUUUCUGCUGAUCUUACCGAGCUGGGACGGACCCCAGUAACAGUCAUCAGCUCUGGUUGCAAGAGUUUCUUGGAUAUUCCUCGAACUCUCGAAUACCUGGAGACGGAGGGCGUCUGCGUUGGUACCUUUGCAGAUGGCCGAGAAGGCCCUGUCGACUUCCCUGCCUUCUUCACCCGCGAGAGUGGCAUCCGCAGCCCCAAAGUCAUUCAAAAUGAAGCCGAAGCCGCUGCUAUCGUUUAUGCGCAAUCCAAGCUCCCUCUAUCCUCUGGAAUCCAUUUCGCCAACCCUGUUCCUUCGGAGUUCUCCAUCCCCAAGCUUGACAUGGAUUCCAUCAUUGAGGAGGCAGUCCGCCUCGCUGAUGUAGAGGGCUACCACGGCAGUGACAACACACCUUUUAUCCUCGCCAAGAUCAAGGAGCUGAGCGGUGGAAAGAGUGUAGUGGCAAACCGUGCCUUGAUCGAGUCCAAUGCCAAACGCGCAACCCUCGUAGCCGUGGAACUUGCCAAACUCGAACAGUCUGACCGAGCGGAGGAUCGACACAUGCCAGCGACCCCAGGCGUAGUCUCGCCGGUUCCAGGUAUCUCUCCAGCAGAAACUUCCACGCCAGUCACUUCAACCCCAACCCCAAUUGAAAGAGCAGAUGUCAUCGUCGCCGGCUCCCUCGCCAUUGACCUCUCCUGCGACUAUACCCCCUUCGGCGACGAACUGACUCAAGUCGCACCAGUUCCAAAUACCUCCAACCCAGCAGUAAUAUCCCAAAGCCUCGGCGGCGUCGGCCACAACGUCGCUGUAGCAGCUAACUACGUCGGUAGUCCUGUGGUUUUCUGCAGCGUAGUCGCAGACGACCUCAGCGGACGAGCAGCGCUCUCAGCCCUGGAGAAAGAAGGUCUAAGCACAACAGGCGUAUCCGUUCUCCCUGCAACACCAGGCACCCGCACAGCACAAUACAUUGCCAUAAACGACAUCAACAAGGACCUGCUAGUAGCUAUGGCAGACAUGGGCAUCGUCGAACUCCCAGAAUCACAACUCGACUUCGACGGAUUCUGGGAACCGCUCAUCGCACGCACAACGCCAAAAUGGGUUGUUGUCGACGCGAACUGGCGACCUGAAGUGAUUGCUAAGUGGAGCGCCGUUGCACGCAAGUACGGAGCCCGCGUGGCCUUCGAGCCCGUCUCUACGACUAAGGCGCGCCGUCUUUUCGGCGGCGAUGCCAAUGGCGCUGAUGCUACUAUUGGACCAAAGCACACUGUGCCUGACAACAAUAUUAGCCUGGCUUGUCCUAAUAAGCUGGAACUGGCUGCUAUGUUCACUGCUGCACGUGAAGCACAGCUAUUUGAGUCGACUGAGUGGUGGCAUGUCAUCGAUUCAAUGAACAUGAGUCCAGCCGGUUCACGAGAGCGACUUGUGCGGUUAACUUCACCAUCACUUGUAGACGAGGGUCUUCCGCAGCAGACUAUCCAGCUUCUUCCGUUCAUUCCUUGUAUCCUUACCAAGCUUGGUGGCGCAGGUGCUCUUCUCACACAGCUUUUGCCGCCAGGGGAUCCGCGUCUUACGGAUCCGGAGUCUGCGCCUUAUAUUCUGGCUCGCUCCCAUGUUGACUCGGACGUGCCGUUUGGGGGUGUUUACAUGCGACUAUUCUCACCAGCUACAAUUCUUGGUGCGCAGGAUAUCGUCAGUGUGAACGCGGCUGGUGAUACCUUGCUUGGUGUUGUUGUGGCUGGUCUGGCCAAGAGUGAUGCUGCGCGCAUUGAGGAUAUUAUUCCUAUUGCUCAAGAGGCAAGCCGGAAAACACUUGCUAGUGCUGGAGGUGUCAGCAAGGAUCUCGUGGAGUUGCGAGCGACAUUAGGGCUGUAG
Molecule: messenger RNA, 2388 nt
Organism: Penicillium nucicola
Lineage: Eukaryota; Fungi; Ascomycota; Eurotiomycetes; Eurotiales; Aspergillaceae
Product: pseudouridine-5'-phosphate glycosidase/carbohydrate kinase family protein
Exons: 7
Coding region: 1-2388 (795 amino acids)
Molecular function (GO): pseudouridylate synthase activity
Source: RefSeq, a predicted model, not a curated record